AUGAUACUUUCUGUUUUGUCGAGCCCUACUUUGGUAUCUGGUUUGAUGGUUGUACGUGCUAAAAAUCCGGUACAUUCCGUUUUGUUUCCCAUCCUAGUCUUUUGCGACACUUCUAGUUUACUUAUUUUGUUAGGUCUCGACUUCUCCGCUAUGAUCUCCCCAGUAGUUCAGAUAGGAUCUAUUGCCAUUUCAUUCCUAUUCAUGGUUAUGAUGUUCAAUAUUCAAAUAUCGGAGAUUCACGAAGAAGUAUUGCGCUAUUUACCAGUGAGUGGUAUUAUUCGAUUGAUCUUUUGGUGGGAAAUGUUCUUCAUUUUAGAUAAUGAAACCAUUCCAUUACUACCAACCCACAAAAAUAUGACCUCUCAGAGAUAUACGGUUUAUGCCGGAAAGGUACGAAGUUGGACUAAUUUGGAAACAUUGGGCAAUUUGCUUUAUACCUACUAUUCCGUCUGGUUUUUGGUUUCUAGUCUGAUUUUAUUAGUAGCUAUGAUUGGGGCUAUAGUACUUAGUAUGCAUAGGACUACAAAGGUGAAAAGACAGGAUGUACUCUGACGAAAUGCCUUGGAUUCUAGGAGGAAUAUAAUGAACAGGACUAUUUCUCCUUUUGGCCAUAGCCAUAGAAGAAGCUUCUCCUCCAAAGCGGAGGGAGGGGAAUCUCAGGAUUCCUAUGACCCUCCUUAUAUCGCAUUUUUAAGAACUCAUUUAGGGU
Messenger RNA from Triticum urartu, 709 nucleotides. Its product is annotated as NADH-ubiquinone oxidoreductase chain 6. The record is from RefSeq and is a predicted model, not a curated record. Gene Ontology annotation, molecular function: NADH dehydrogenase (ubiquinone) activity. Lineage: Eukaryota; Viridiplantae; Streptophyta; Magnoliopsida; Poales; Poaceae.